Molecule: messenger RNA, 1713 nt
Organism: Castor canadensis (American beaver)
Lineage: Eukaryota; Metazoa; Chordata; Mammalia; Rodentia; Castoridae
Gene: Tmem59
Product: transmembrane protein 59
Biological process (GO): positive regulation of autophagy
Cellular component (GO): late endosome; lysosome
Source: RefSeq, a predicted model, not a curated record
AGGCUCCGCUCGACGCCGACACUCACGAUGGUUGGGCCCACAUCCUCACGCCCGCCCAGCAGAGACGCCUAGUCCCGGAGGCGGGGCGGGAGACGGCAGUGUGGGCGGGGCGGGGCGGGGCGGGGCGGAACCGAAGCGACGGCGGAGGCGGAAGCGGCGGCCGGCUGGGCGGGCCAAGGGGCUGGCCCGGAAGGAGGAGAAACCCUGAAAAGAAAACAGCAACAAGCUGAGCCGCUGUGACAGAAGGGAACAAGAUGGCGGCGCCGAAAGGGAACCUCUGGGUCCGGGCCCAACUGGGGCUCUCACCGCUGCUGCUGCUGACCAUGGCCCUGGCCGGAGGCUCGGGGACCGCUUCUGCCGAAGCGUUUGACUCGGUCUUGGGUGAUACUGCGUCCUGCCACCGGGCCUGUCAGUUGACCUACCCCUUGCACACCUACCCCAAGGAAGAGGAGUUAUACGCAUGCCAGAGAGGUUGCAGGCUGUUUUCAAUUUGUCAAUUUGUGGAUGAUGGAAUUGAUUUAAAUCGGACCAAACUGGAAUGUGAAUCUGCAUGUACAGAGGCAUAUUCCCAAUCUGAUGAGCAAUAUGCUUGCCAUCUUGGUUGCCAGGAUCAGCUGCCAUUUGCUGAACUGAGACAGGAACAACUCAUGUCCCUGAUGCCAAAAAUGCAUCUCCUGUUCCCUCUAACUCUGGUGAGGUCAUUCUGGAGUGACAUGAUGGACUCUGCACAGAGCUUCAUUACCUCUUCAUGGACUUUUUAUCUUCAAGCUGAUGAUGGAAAAAUAGUUAUAUUCCAGUCUAAGCCAGAAAUUCAGUAUGCACCACAGUUGGAGCAGGAGCCUACAAAUAUGAGAGAAUCAUCUCUAAGCAAAAUGUCCUAUCUACAAAUGAGAAGUUCACAAGCACAUAGGAACUACCUGGAAGAUGGAGAAGGCGAUGGCUUUUUAAGAUGCCUCUCUCUUAACUCUGGGUGGAUUUUAACCACAACUCUAGUCCUCUCGGUGAUGGUUUUACUCUGGAUUUGUUGUGCAGCUGUUGCUACAGCUGUGGAGCAGUAUGUUCCUCCUGAGAAACUGAGUAUCUAUGGUGACUUGGAAUUUGUCAAUGAACAAAAGCUAAGCAGAUAUCCAGCUUCUUCUCUGGUGGUUGUUAGAUCUAAAACUGAAGAUCAUGAAGAAGCAGGGCCUCUACCUACAAAAGUAAACCUUGCUCAUUCUGAAAUUUAAGCUUUUGUUAAAAAAAAGUGUCAUCGACAUGUAAAUUUCCAUUCCAUUCUCGUAGAGCUGUUAAAAAUGGUUUCAUUGGAUAGGCCUUAAGAAAUCAUUAUGACUUGCAAAUAAAGUUGCCCAAAUCUGUGAAGACUGUAUUUGCUGUAACUUUACCUGUAUUUUUUUUUCUAGUAAUUUAAGACAUGGGCAUUUUGGGUUAUAUUUUUAUUUUACUAAUAUCUAUAGCUACUUCCUAAGUUUCAUUGGUUUUGGUUUUUUUCCUUUUUUUAGCUGAUCAUUGUUCUUCCUCCCCUGCUGCCAUGAUACUGUUAAUUCUCUUAGUUAAUAUAGCUGAAUAUUUAGUAGGAUGUGAUGCUUCUGGUCAGAAAGGGCCCACAAACCUGUAAUUUGAAAAUUAGCAGAAAAUGCCAUUUAAUGACACUACAUUUUCAGUUGUAUUGAGCUGAAAUCAUUAAAAAUUUUAUUUGAAUAAUUAUGUACUGAA